Molecule: messenger RNA, 2579 nt
Organism: Danio aesculapii
Lineage: Eukaryota; Metazoa; Chordata; Actinopteri; Cypriniformes; Danionidae
Gene: hnrnpcb
Product: heterogeneous nuclear ribonucleoprotein C
Exons: 10
Coding region: 165-1037 (290 amino acids)
Cellular component (GO): nucleus
Molecular function (GO): RNA binding
Source: RefSeq, a predicted model, not a curated record
CGGUCGGUGUCUACUGAACGAGCUGAUACGGACUGUAUCCACAAAACAGUACAGCACCGAAUUUUAAUCAUUUUUAGUCUUAAACUCCCGUUUUUGAGGAAGCUUUUUUGACCCACAUCAAUCCAAUCAGGCAGACAGACGACUCGACCUGAAUUACAGACAGAAUGGAUCAUUCCCCCACAACCAGCAGCCUGAUGGCCAGUAACGUCACCAACAAGACGGACCCGCGUUCGCUGAACUCUCGCGUCUUCAUCGGGAACCUCAACACCAUGUUGGUGACCAAGGCCGAUGUGGAGGCCAUCUUCAGUAAGUACGGGAAGAUCGUGGGCUGCUCCGUGCACAAAGGCUUCGCGUUUGUCCAGUACGCCAACGAGAGGAAUGCCAGAGCCGCGGUCGGAGGGGAAGACGGGAGGAUGAUCGUUGGACAGGUACUCGAUAUUAAUCUGGCUGGCGAGCCCAAACCUCACCGAUCAAAGACCAUCAAGCGCUCUGCAGGAGACAUGUACAGUUCUUCGUUUGAUCUGGACUAUGACUUUCAGAGAGAUUACUACGACAGGAUGUACUCGUACCCAUCGCGUGUUCCUCCUCCUCCUCCUCUGUCCCGAGCUGUGAUCCCGUCCAAGCGUGCACGUGUGAGUGUGAGCGGCAGCAGGAGGACCAAGAGCAGCUUUAGCUCCAAGAGCAGCCAGCGCACGUCCCGCACCAUGAGAGCUGAUGAUCUCCAGACCAUUAAGAAGGAACUGACUCAGAUUAAACACAAAGUGGACUAUCUGCUGGAGAGCCUGGAGCGCAUGGAGAGAGACCACAGCAAGAAAUCAGACGUGAAGAGCGCUAAAGCAGAAGAGGUGUCGCCGCAGCACUCCAGCGGGAAGAAAGAGAGGGAACACUCAGAAAUGAACGACUAUGAGGAUGAAGGAGAUCUGCUGGAGGAAGAGGAGAUCAAGAGUCGAGGAAGAGAGGAUGAUGAGGAGGAAGAGGAGGGCGAGCAAGAGGAAGGAGAGGACGAUGGAGACAGUGCCAACGGAGAUCAUGCUUAAAACACACAAACAAACAACACAUGCAUGCUCACCGUGAGAUUUAGAGUAGAUCCUCAAUGCACAAGCUUUCAUUUCACACAUCAAGAACCAUAACCAAGACUCUGCACAUCAUGAAAACGCAUCUCUGCUUUACAGUUAUGUUUUUCAGCGAGCACAGCUCUCCCCGGUGAGAAACCGCGUAGCUCUUCUACAUUUCUACGUUCUCAUAGUCAAGCUAAUACUUGAGGUGUUCAUCUAGGAGCCAGUUGUGUUGCAUUUUUGUCCUGUCAUGCUGUUUCAAGACUGACGUUUUGAAAGGCUGGAAUGUGUUUGUGUGAGAUUCUGAUGGAGAUACAGCUCAGCUUGAAGUCUUACGAGUAGGAUAGUCAGUCGGUGAAACACAAAUAUGUUUCGUGAAGGAAACGGAGCCUUGAAGACGAGUGUUUGUCAAUAUUAAUCAACAUCUGAGAUGAUACCUAUAGGUCUGCUGUGUGGAAUCGGUUGUUCAGUGAUUGACAGAUUGAUAAGCCAAUCAGAAUGCAUUUCAUUUUGAAUUCUUAAAGAGACACUAACAUGCAUUCUGUGCAUUUUCGCGAUCCUGUUAGUUGGCUUGAACGAGCUAUUUUCUGACCUAAAAAAAAAAAGUAUAAACUAUGUCAGGCCUUGAAAAAUUCUCCACUUCCAGCACAUUGCUUUUCUCUUUAACGUUAAAUGUUUGUUUUCUCUAUCUUCAACGGCUGCUUAAGUAAUUAUUGUGAUUGUUGAGAUGCUCUUUUUGAGGGCAUUCACUCUCUAAACCAUUUCCCCCAAUGCUUUUGUGGCUGUGAAACCCUUCUGUGUGGGUUAUUGAUCCUAAAUGCACCGGUCAUCCUAUUUCUCUUCAUUCCUCUUCAUUUUCCUCCCCAACAUAAUUGGAUUCAGGCUCGUCUCUGCCUCCCAAUGGCUCUAAAAUGAAGCUGUAAAUGGACUUAAAACCCUGAUCUAGUUGAGUUCAGUUGUGUGUUUGUCUGCGGUUCAAGCGCUGCAGUUGUUGCUCCAGCAGUUGUUUUUAGGAAUAAAUGCAUUACUCGUCCUGACCUGCAGGUGGCACUGUGACCCAUUUCUCUUAUUAAAGAGACCAUUCACCCAGAAAACAAAAUCAUAGUAUCAUUUCCUUCAUGUUUGAGUUUCUUUUAAACACAAAUGAAGAUAUUCUGAAGAAUGCUGGAAGAUAAACCACCAUAGUCUCAAAUAGUAUUUUUGGGAGUCAAUGGUAUAUUGAAUAGCUUCAGAAGCACUUGAGUGUGAGUUUGAGGACUUUUUCACUUAUUUUGGGUGAGCGAUCUCUUUAUACGCUGUCAGAAAUGUGUGUAUGAUUGUGCUGAACUGUUUUAUAUUGCAUAGCGGGGUCGGUGAGGAUGCGUUCAGGUUGUACAGUCGAUUUUACUUGUCGGUUUGUGUUUGGUGUACCGUGACACUAAGAGCUCAGUUUGCUUCCGUCUUUUAUUUUCUCCAUUUUGUUCUGUUUGUUUUUGUUUCGUUGGUCCAUGUAAUAAGUUUCAAUAAAACUACAAAUGUUCGUGA